This is a messenger RNA of Paramacrobiotus metropolitanus, 2773 nucleotides long. RefSeq lists its product as uncharacterized. NCBI's taxonomy places the organism in Eukaryota, Metazoa, Tardigrada, Eutardigrada, Parachela, Macrobiotidae. The record is from RefSeq and is a predicted model, not a curated record. Bases 1393 to 2427 code for a protein of 344 amino acids. The transcript is spliced from 5 exons.
AAAAACGCGAGAAGGUGAAGCGGCUGCUGCUAAUCAACAAAUCGUAGCCGUAUUUCAGCGUGAACUUUGCGGACAGUUUUACAGAUGAUAUAUGGAGAAUUUCAUCCGCCUGCGCCCCGUGCAUCCUGUUACAUUCAUUCAUACUAUGUGGAAAUUUGUUGGUUUGGUUCGGCGUCUGGCGUUAACUGGGAUUAUUUUCGGAUCGACUGUCCGCUCAAUUUUGCAGAUGAUUCAUGUCGUAUAUACUGCUGCAUCUAGUUUGCACUGAAACGCAGCAUCGGACGCACCAAAUCCAGGCGACGCUCUUCCUGAUCGCCGUCAUCGGGUUUAUCGCGCUGAGUAUCUACCUGACGAUUCUGUAUUAUGACUCCUUGCCGCGUAUCCAGCGUUUUCGCUCACCGGGAUGGACGGAGUGCACCGUCCUUAUCGCUCUGCCUGAGGCCCAGAAUUCUCUGCCCGAUACGCGCUGGAUGAGGAUCCUCGAGAAGAUGGGAUUGUACUCGGCCUUCGUGACGGAUAAGCAUCCACCGCAGCUUACGAUGAGGUUAUUGCCAUCGUAGAGCUGACGGAGAAUCGAUUUUUGGACGAUGUCGAGUGCCAGUGUAUGUUUGGCGGGGAUAAAGGACUGUUGAAAGCGGAGAUUCGCGUCCAUAACGAAACCCGUCGCGAUAGGCAUGGGGUAAGAAGUUUCUACUCAAAUUUUUAACACAUUGAAAUUAAGGUUUAUUUGCGUAUUUUCAAAUACUUAACAUUUUACUUUUUAUCCGUAAUUGACGAAAAACGUUUGAUAAAAUCGGCUGAUUUGACGUAUUUUGCCCCAAAUCCCAAACAACAACUAAUUUUUCCGCUGAAAUAAUCAAUAUUUCUGCACUUUAGUCUUUAGAUAGCAGUGAUACGAGAGUGAUAUUUUUAUAAUCAAUAACAAUUAUUGCGUUUCUAUCGUGGAAUGCCGUUAUCCAGCAGUGGUACAACGAAGUAAAAGAUUUUUACGUUUUGUGGCCCCAGCACCUGGUAUUUGUUCUGGUAUUUAAUUUUAAGUUUGUGCUUGUUUCGUGAUACUUAUUAGCUAGACUCGAAAGGCACUUUAAAUGCGUUCUGUACGAUACAGAGCCGGAAGUUCUGUAAUUUUUCGAUCACACCCCCCUACCUCUGAUUGGACGGCCGAGUUAAAGUGUUCUGUAUCUAAAAGGAACUCUCCUGCUCCGUUACGAUACAGAACUCGCAUUUUUCACCACAAGUCAAAAAAAUAAUUUGUCAAAAGAAUUUGUUGUGAAUUUUUCAUGUGCCAACUGUACGCAGAAAACUUGAGUUUUGAGUUUACCUUUGAGUUUUGAUUUUAAUUGAGUUUAGUUUAACUUUGAGUUUUGAGAUACGCUAUUAGAUUAGUGCAGAAUGAGCACGCUUCCAGUCAUCAGGGCAAAAGGAGUAACGGUUAUCAGCAAUAAUAAUGCGACAGAAUGUGAUGGCACCCAGGAGAAACCCAAGCGAAAACGAAGACCCCGCUUUAGUUGGAAGAAAGAAUGCGCAGACUUGUUAAUCGCAUGGCUUACGGAGCCUGGCAAUUACGACAGGUGGAAGUCCACUGCUGUGCCUACUGGUCCGGGAAAGACUAAACGUGUGACUGGAGAUAGUAAAAGACAAAUCGCAGCGGAAAUUGCAACCCUUCUUCGAGAAAAAGGCUUCGAGCAGUGCGAUGGCCAGAUUGUCCAGAACAAGAUCGAUCUGAUCGAAUCCUCCUACAAAAAGGCACGUUCAUGUUUGAAAGGGACGGGAUUUGGCGUUGAUGACAGCGAUAUAGCGAAAGGCAUAAAAACGGUGGAAGAAAAGGUUCUGUAUCUCUGCUCUUAUUUUUAUCAACUGGACCCCAUUUUUGCUGAUCGGCCGUCGAUGGUGCCUGCUUUUUUGGCGGGAACUGAUGACGCGGAUGCCGAGGUUGAAAGUGUGUUGGAUGUGCAUAUGGAACAAAUAGAAGAACCAGGUCUAAUGUCAACUGAUGAGCCGCGGGGAGUACCAGAUGCCAGCAGUUGCGAUUUAUUGAACGACGCUGAUUUUGAGCAAUCGGAUUAUGUGGAAAAUUCGGAAGCUGUUAAAUCUUUAGCAGUGAAUGCGGCGGACACUGGAAAGAAAGUGGACAGUGGCGCGCGUCUGGCUCCGUCAUUGCUGAAGUCGGUGGUUUUGAACAAAACGCUUGGUGGCCGUCCUCGCGCUCCUCCUUCACCAUCGGUCGUUGAAUCUUACUUGGCGCACAAAAAAGAAAUGUUUGACCAGAAAAUGAAGCUCUCGGCACGCAAGCAGGACCAUCUAGAAAAUGUUGCGCGAAUGGCACAUGAAGCGAAAAUGGCUGAGCUGGAAGUGAGAAAACUGGAAGCCGAAGCGAAAAAAGAAGCUGCAAUUUCCCAAAGAUCCAACUAUGUGGGCUUGCCGUAAGUAUGUCAGUUUUUUCGAUUCUGCGACCGCGAUCCUGAAAAAGGUGUACAGUUGUCCAUUUGUCAGAACUUGACCGUUUUAAUAGUGCGUCUCUUCAGAAUUUUCAAGCUUAAUUGAUCUGUUUAUUUUUGUUACGUAUCGGUAGUUGGCACCGUGGACAACCGCUUUCACACAUACACGCAACUGGGUUGUGAACCUCUUUCCCAGUUUUGCUAAUUUAGCAACCACUGAGCGUUUCUGUUUCUCAUAUGUUGAUUUUCUAAACGAACGUUGUGUUACUGGAAAAAUUAUUUUUCUAGAAUAGUUGUUCGGAUUGUACUGAAUUAAAGGCAGUUUGCUGCUAACU